Messenger RNA from Oldenlandia corymbosa var. corymbosa, 4387 nucleotides. The record is from the annotation of a GenBank genome assembly. Lineage: Eukaryota; Viridiplantae; Streptophyta; Magnoliopsida; Gentianales; Rubiaceae.
AUUUAUUCCUCCCUUCUUCCUCACGAGACCUUCGUUGCCCCCUUCAGACUUCAGUUUCUCCUCUGAACAAACUCGAAUCGGAAAUUCAUCAAAAUUGCAAGGGAGAAAUUUUUAUUAGAUUAAAACCCGGAAAAUAAGAGGAAACUUUCAGUCCCAUAAAACUUUCCUUAAUUACAAUUUGGAGAUUUUAAUUUUUUUUCCCUGGUGUAUUAGCUCAAAAAAUUUGUUUCUAUUUUAUUUAUUUACUUUUUUUUUUUUAAGAAAAAAAUUUCCACAUUGAAUGGUCAUACGUAGAUUUAGGACUUUUAGAUCCGGAAUUCUUUCUAGCUCGUCGGCUCUCUAAAAUUGACAGAGACAAUUAGAUUUCCAAUUUUUUUUUUUUUUGUAAUUUAAUUUAAUUUAAUUCAUUCUUUUAGUUUUUGAAUUUUGCAAUACCGUGCAUCGUUGGAUGCGAAUAAAAUCGGAGGAUUGGAUUCUUUUGUGAGCUAAUUCAGUCAGGUAUGCCGCACCCUAUAAAGAUAUUAUUAUUGCCUGAAUUUUUUUUGAUCGUUUGGUUUAAUCCGACAUCUGGGGUCCUGUUGAGUCUUUAUGAUAGAAAAUUUGCAUUCUUCUCACAUAUUUUGAUGUUUUUUGCUGUGAAUCUUCGGUUAAUUUGGCAAUGUGGGUUGUUUUCUGCUCAGGUUGUUUGAUUUUUGGAUCUCGGUUGUGUAAGAUUUAAUUGGAAUUUCUCCAGCUGCAACAAGGGUCAUCGGGAUAUAUUUUGUUCAUGCAUUUGGCCUUUAAUGGUAAUAAAGGCGUUGGAUGUGAAGGGCAAAUUUGUAUAGGGUGUUGAAACAAAUUUGAAAGGUUGAAACUUUACAUUUUUGUCUCGUCCUAUGUUUCUGUUGAUUGGUCUGAUUUAAAGGGUAAUAUUAAGAUUUUUACUGGGUGGAGUUUGUAUAUUGUUCGAGUUUUGGUAUUUCGAGGCAAUGUUGCCUAGUUUUAGGCCACAAUUAAGCAGAACUGGCGCGAGAUAGGUUGGGUUUUGGUUCAGGUUUUAGGAAGAGAUUGUGCAGUUUCCUGUACAGAAGCAGGGGACUGCCAAUCGGAAUGGGUUGCAUUUGCUCCAAAGGUGCUUCCACAAAACUGAAGCACCCUAAGGAGAAAGAAUCAAAAAAGGCAUCUUCCAAAAGAUUUAUUGCGUCGUCUAAAAGGGAGGAACUUGUAGUGGAUGUUGACGGUGGUGCAAAUGAUGGAACUGCUCGGCUGAUAACUACCGAGAACAUUGAAAAGAGUGCAGGCUCAACUCCUCCUCUCGAAGAGGGGGAGAAAGCGGCGGUUGUUGUCAAAAAACCGGUUGAGCCUCAUAAGGUUGGAAAUGGUGAGAUUAUAAAUGUAAUGGAUGGCGGACAGCCUCAGAUAUCUAGGUUGUUUAGCGUUCGAGAUGGUGUUGAUGGGGCACAAGCCGUAGCUGGAUGGCCUUCUUGGCUUACAGCAGUGGCAGGGGAAGCUAUAAAAGGCUGGUUACCUCGAAAGGCUGACUCAUUUGAGAAGUUGGAGAAGAUUGGUCAAGGGACAUAUAGCAGUGUCUACAGAGCUCGUGACCUUGAAACAGGAAAAAUUGUUGCAUUGAAGAAGGUGCGGUUUGUCAAUAUGGAUCCAGAAAGUGUUCGAUUUAUGGCUAGGGAAAUUCUUAUUCUGCGAAGACUGGAGCAUCCAAAUAUCAUGAGGCUGGAAGGUUUAGUCACGUCGAGGGUCUCAUGCAAUUUGUACCUUGUGUUUGAGUAUAUGGAGCAUGAUCUAGCUGGUCUUGCUGCAUCACCAAAGAUUAAAUUUACUGAAGCACAGAUUAAGUGCUACAUGCAACAACUUCUUCGAGGACUAGAACACUGCCAUAAUCGCGGGGUUUUACACCGUGACAUCAAAGGUUCAAAUCUUCUAAUUGACAACCAUGGAAACCUGAAGAUUGGUGAUUUUGGUCUGGCCACAUUUUAUCGUGCCAAUCAAAGGCAGCCUUUGACAAGUCGUGUUGUUACUUUAUGGUAUCGGCCUCCUGAGCUUUUGCUUGGCGCUACCGAUUAUGGACCAGCUGUAGAUUUGUGGAGUUCAGGUUGCAUCUUAGCAGAAAUGUUUCACGGAAAACCUAUAAUGCCUGGAAGAACAGAGGUUGAGCAGUUGCACAAAAUAUUUAAACUUUGUGGUUCACCGUCUGAAGAAUAUUGGAAAAAAUCAAAACUUCCUCAUGCUACUAUUUUUAAACCUCAACAUCCAUAUAAGCGUACUGUGGCUGAAACAUUCAAGGAUUUCCCACCUUCAGCUAUGACACUUUUGGACUCCCUUCUUGCUUUUGAGCCUGAGUGCCGAGGAUCUGCAUCUGCUGCACUACAAAGCGAGUUCUUCACAACAAAACCUCUUCCUUGUGAGCCCUCAAGUUUGCCAAAAUAUCCACCAACAAAGGAACUUGAUGCCAAGAUUCGGGAUGAAGAAGCUAGAAGCCGGCAAAAAGCUGCGGGUAGUAAAGGACGUGGACCGGAAUCUUCCAGAAAAGGUUCUAAGGAAUCCAAAGCUGUUCCGGCACCUGAUGCUAAUGCUGAGCUUCCAGCAUCUAUUCAGAAAUGGCAGGCACAGUCCAACCAAAAAAGUAACAGUGAGAAGUUUAAUCCUGGUGAAGAUGGUGGUUCUGGCUUCCCAAUUGAGCCUUCUGGAAGAUCUUUAACUAAAGGUUAUUUCACGAACAAUGGUACAUCCGGCGAAAGUAUGGAUAUGAGUAGGUACGGUGCAGAGUCUAGAGCGCAAAGACAUAUGAAACCACAAGGAGCAGCAUCUCAGCUCUCUAGGUUUUCCAACUCAGUUGCAUCUCGUGGGAGUUCUUACUUUGAUCUUGGUAGAGGAGAAAGUACCCAUUCUCAAUGGACAGAUGAUCGUCAAAGUUCUAAAUAUGACCGCAUAAAUGAUAUUGGUUCUUCACACCAUUUGCUUGGAGGAACAAGCUCAACACAUAAGAAGGAUGAGCCUCGAAAAGAGUCUAAAGGGGCUACAGCUCUAAAGAAGUCAAGGAUUCACUACUCCGGACCAUUGCUUCCCCCUGGUGGAAAUAUCGACGAAAUGCUAAAAGAACAUGAGAGGCAAAUACAGCAUGCAGUUCGCAAAGCUCGUGAAAAGAACAAGACCACAAAAGCCUAUUCAGACAAUGGACAAACAGAAUCACUGUUGCAAUAUGUUGGAAAUGGCAGAUGAAAAGUUGUUCAGAACCGACAACCCACCUUUUGAUAGGAUACAGCAACAUGGUAGAGUGUUUUGGAUUGACAUGGGACUGUUUCAGAGAUUAAGCAAAUCUCACCGGCAUGAUAGAAGCACUGUGAUGGGGGGUUAAUUUAGGGGCUGCAUUAGCUAGCCACCUUCAGAAGGCCCUCCUUGAUGGAAAAGCAGUCAGAUUCCAGUAGCUUUAACAUCCACAGCAAAGUUCCAUGCGUAAAAGCAAUUGUCAAUGCGAAACGAUGGAUGGCCUGGAUGGAGGUGGAUGCCAAGAACAAAUCCACGGUUGUUAGAUGUGGAAGAAACCUUCAUUGAUGAUGUAUGGAUGCUGGGCAGGUGGCAAUCCUCUUGUACAGCAUUUGCUAUAUUCUUUCUUCUAUAAAAAAAAAAAAGUAAUGGCUAAGCCAUUCAUUCAUGCACAUAUUUUGAAUUAAGGAACACAAUCCAGCAAGAGAAGUAUAUACUAUAUAGUUAGAUCAUAGAGCAUUUUUGGGGCGAACUCAAUGAUUGCAGACUGGCAGAACAUUGAAGCAAUCUGCUAAGUUCUCUGCCUAGGAAAAAUAGCAAUAGUGCACGAUACAUAUAUUAGGGAAACUAAGAUGAUGUUUUGUUGUUCGAGAAUAUAUGUUCAAGGAAAAAAGAAGAGGAACUUUAUGAAAUCUUUUUGGAAGUUGAAGGAAUCGCCUCUCAUCGAGCGAUGAAGUGCAAUACAGAUUAGUCAUUACUCCUACAAAACCUAAACUCCUACAAAACCUAAUACAACCAUGUAUAUUGCACGGCUGGUGAUUACUGUUUCCCUUAUCACUGAAACUUAUAUAUCGAGAUAUGUUUACUUUAAAACUCUUAAUUCUAUCCUUAGACACAAUCAGAAGUUCAAAUAGACAGGUGGAAACUUAGUCUGUACAGUAUUUUCGUUUUCUGAUCCUUCAUUAUCUGAUGCUUCCUUAAAUUGACUGGUGUCUUACAGGUAGCUCAGAACAAUGAUUCCUUAAUUCAUCUCAAAAUGUUUUAAACAAAUUAACACAAGUCAUAAGCAUCCCUCUUCCAAAACUCUGAAAAUCUCCCACCAAACUUAUUGCAGAUCUACCAGCAGCUAUCUUGCUUCAUCCAAACUCUUUUUUAGUUUCUUUGUCUUCAUCCCUUCAUGUCUAAG